AUGGGGGUGCGGGAGAGCUCCAACCCCCUGAUGGGAGGGCCAGAGGCAGAAGGGCUCGGCAGAGACCUCUGGGCUGCUCCCCUCAGGACCAGUCUCCCGGCGCACCUCGCCGCAGCCCAGCACAGGGACCCGCCCCACCCCACGGAGGGAGCCGCAAAAGUGCAGAGUCCCAGCCUGGCCAUUCUGGCCGCCCGGCCCCAGGCCCUGCCCAGCAUCUCCGCUCAGUGCCUCAAGUUCCAGGCCCUGCCCAGCAUCUCCGCUCAGUGCCUCAAGUUCCAGAGAGCCCCCUUGGUGUCUGACUUCUUGGAGGAGUUCCCUGGUGAAGGUCGUGAGUGUGUCAACUGCGGGGCCCUGUCCACACCGCUCUGGCGCCGGGAUGGCACCGGCCACUACCUGUGCAAUGCCUGCGGCCUCUACCACAAGAUGAACGGGGUCAACCGGCCGCUGGUGCGGCCCCAGAAGCGCCUGUCCUCGACCCGCCGUGCCGGCCUCUGCUGCACCAACUGUCACACGACCACCACCACGCUGUGGCGGCGCAACGCAGAUGGCGAGCCCGUGUGCAAUGCCUGCGGGCUCUACACCAAGCUGCACGGGGUGCCCCGGCCCCUGGCGAUGAAGAAGGAAAGCAUCCAGACUCGGAAAAGGAAGCCUAAGAAUGUUGCCAAGACCAAGGGCCCCUCAGGGUGCCCAGGGAACACCACAGCCUCCCAGCCGUCCUCCAUCCCUAUCCCUGAGAGCUCAGCGGCCACUCUGAAACCCAAGCCCAACCUGGCAUCCCCUACUUGCCCUGGGCCCUGCGUCACCUCCCAGGCCUCCAGCCAGGUGGACGACCCCCUGGCUCCCAGCCACUUGGAGUUCAAAUUCGAGGCUGAAGACUUCCCCCUCCCCUCCAUGGCCCUGGGCUCCCAGGCUGGACUGGGAGGGGCCCUGCGCCAGGAGGCCUGGUGUGCACUGGCCUUGGCCUAGGUUCCCAGUCACCCACCAGACCCACCUCGUGACCUGUGUCGCUCCAGCACAAGGGUCAGCCCACCGGGCCACCCACCAGGAGAGACAGCAGCCAGCAGGAUCUCGAGGCACUGGGCCUGCAGCGGAGAGGCCUGGACAGAUGGCAGUCAGGCCCCGGAGUGGGGUGAAGGCCUUGGGGACAGAGGCUCGUGCCCCCCCAAUAAGGGACCCACAAAUGCUGCAUGAGGCUUCACACCACUCUGACCAGGGGUGCCUACCGCCAACCUGAAUUCUGUUGUCAAUACUUGCCACUGCCAUGUUUACAGGUGGCAGCUGCUGGGAAAAACUCAACCUUUUGUUGUGAAAGCAGGAUCACAGACGGAAUGGCCAAGGCCAGGAAGACACCUCUCCUCUAAGCGCAGGGCUGCCAGGGGCAGGUGUGCAGGCCAUGCACGCGCCACCCCCCCCCCCCCCCCCCCCCGGGGGAAGCCCUGCACCUCGCCGUCCUCGCAGACAGUAAAGACCUUGUUCUGGUUGAAUCUGUGUGUGAGCAUCACUGACAGGCAGAGUGAAGUACCUGAGCCUUUUCCGACCCACAGGCUGCUGGUGGGGUGAGCGCACAUCCGGGCUUGUCUGUUGUCCCAGCAGAAUUACCUAUCACACCCCCUUUCUCCUGCAAAAGUCCUUCGCAGGUCGGGUGGUUACUAGUAAGUUGGUCCUGCCAACUAGACACAGCUCUGCCCACGGGAGCUGAUGGGUGGCUGCUAACAGCUUAAUGUUGGAGGCAACAGGGAGUGGAGGGGAGUGGGGCACACCCUGCCGGAGGGCCAUGGCACUUGUACCCAGAUGCUACUUUAACCAACAAGACCUCCUGGUUUUUCCAGGGAAGCCAGAAACUGGAAUUU
Messenger RNA from Myotis brandtii (Brandt's bat), 1850 nucleotides. It is a transcript of the gene GATA5, whose product is annotated as GATA binding protein 5. Lineage: Eukaryota; Metazoa; Chordata; Mammalia; Chiroptera; Vespertilionidae. Gene Ontology annotation, molecular function: DNA-binding transcription factor activity, RNA polymerase II-specific; RNA polymerase II cis-regulatory region sequence-specific DNA binding; zinc ion binding. The transcript has 8 exons. The record is from RefSeq and is a predicted model, not a curated record. Gene Ontology annotation, biological process: cell fate commitment; cardiac muscle tissue development; positive regulation of transcription by RNA polymerase II. Bases 1 to 966 code for a protein of 321 amino acids.